UUAGGAGGUUUCUUCUCCCUCUGCUGCCAAUGCGGGAAGCUGGGGGGGGCUAUGAGUAGGGGGCCAAGGGGCCCAGUGUUGGGGGCCCCAGACCAGGCCCGGAGCCCAGCCUGGCAGCCUGUCUCGGAUCUGGGACGACCAUUUCCUCUUUCAGCCCGGGAGGCCACUCGGGUUACGUAUGAGUUCAGGACAUUAGGAACUGGGAGAAGGAGACUGCUCCCUGAAAGUGUGUCUGCUGGUCCGGGAGGCCUUCCUACAAGUCGGAGACCCUACUCUGGUGGGGACUCUACGUGAGUUAGGCCCCUACUGGACCCCCGGCUCCUCCUUGGACGCCUUGUCCUUGCUACGGGCCUUGCUGAACUCAGGGUCUUGGUCUCGAGAGGCGUCCUCUGGCCGUCGUGGGAGAAACAGAACAGAAGUUGAAGACCGAAGACUGGUGACCUGGGAGGCAGCUGCUGUCCGCCAUGUGGGCGCCCAGGCUGCGCACGCUGCAGCUGCUGCUCCUGCUGGGCGCGUCGUGGGCGCGCACGGCCGCCCCGCGCUGCACCUACACCUUCGUGCUGCCCUCGCAGAAGUUCACGGGCGCCGUGUGCUGGAGCGGGCCGGCGGCCGCGCGCCCGGCGCCGGAAGCCGCCAACGCCAGCGAAGUGGCGGCGCUGCGCGUGCGCGUGAGCCGCCACGAGGAACUGCUGCGCGAACUUCAGAGGCUGGCGACGGCCGAUGGCGCCGUGGCCGGCGAGGUGCGCGCGCUGCGCAAGGAAAGCCGCGGCUUGAGCGCGCGCCUGGGCCAGCUGCGCGCGCAGCUGCAGCACGAGGCGGGCCCGGGGGCGGGGCCCGGCCCGGGGGCGGAGCCCGCCGCUGCGCUGGCGCUGCUUGGGGAGCGCGUGCUUAACGCGUCCGCCGAGGCGCAGCGCGCCGCCGCUCGCUUUCACCAGCUGGACGUCAAGUUCCGCGAGCUGGCGCAACUUGUCAGCCAGCAGAGUGGCCUCAUCGCCCGCCUGGAGCGCCUGUGCCCGGGGGGUGCGGGCGGGCAGCAGCAGGUCUUGCCACCACCCCUGGUGCCUGUGGUUCCAGUCAGUCUGGUGGGUGGUACCAGUGAUACCAGCCGGAGGCUAAACCCAGCCCCAGAGCCCCAGAGAGACCAGACCCUGAGACAGCAGGGGCCCUUGGCCUCUCCCAUGCCCUCAGGGCACCCUGCUGUCCCUACCAAGCCAGCGGGCCCAUGGCGGGAUUGUGCAGAGGCUCGCCAGGCAGGCCAUGGACAGAGCGGAGUAUAUGAGCUGCAACUGGGCAGGCAUAUGGUGUCAGCAUGGUGCGAGCAACAGCUGGAGGGUGGAGGCUGGACUGUGAUCCAGAGGCGGCAGGAUGGCUCCGUUAACUUCUUCACUACCUGGCAACACUACAAGGUGGGCUUUGGGCAGCCUGACGGGGAAUACUGGCUGGGCCUUGAACCUGUGCAUCAGCUGACUAGCCGUGGGGACCAUGAGCUACUGGUGCUACUUGAGGACUGGGGAGGCCGUGGGGCACGUGCCCACUAUGAUGGUUUCUCCCUGGAGCCUGAAAGUGACCACUACCGCCUACGGCUUGGCCAGUACCAUGGAGAUGCUGGAGACUCUCUUUCCUGGCACAAUGACAAGCCUUUCAGCACCGUGGAUAGGGACCGAGACUCCUAUUCUGGUAACUGUGCCCUGUACCAGCGGGGAGGCUGGUGGUACCAUGCCUGUGCCCACUCCAACCUAAAUGGUGUGUGGCAUCGUGGUGGCCACUACCGUAGCCGCUACCAGGAUGGCGUCUACUGGGCCGAGUUUCGUGGUGGGGCUUACUCGCUCAAGAAGGCUGCCAUGCUGAUCCGGCCCCUGAAGCUGUGACUGUCUGUCCAUUUGUCCCCCAGGUCCCAGGGGAUGUUUGUCAGCAAGAGCCAAAGUUGUCCUGGCCACAUCUCCUUCGUAGCUUAGUGAGGACCAUGUCCCACAGACCUCUUCCUGUUGUAGAUCUGUUCCCCAGGGCCCUGAAAACAGGACCCAGGAAUCCCCCUGCCAAUAUCUCAGACCCCGAUGGCUCCUCAAGGGUACUUAGAUCUUGGUUUGAGCUCAUAUUUUAUAACAACACAAAAUAUCCACA
Vicugna pacos (alpaca) is the source of this 2121-nucleotide messenger RNA. The record is from RefSeq and is a predicted model, not a curated record. NCBI's taxonomy places the organism in Eukaryota, Metazoa, Chordata, Mammalia, Artiodactyla, Camelidae.